This is a messenger RNA of Gossypium arboreum, 2509 nucleotides long. Its product is annotated as IQ domain-containing protein IQM6-like. The record is from RefSeq and is a predicted model, not a curated record. The coding region runs from base 144 to 2048 and encodes 634 amino acids. The transcript is spliced from 8 exons. Lineage: Eukaryota; Viridiplantae; Streptophyta; Magnoliopsida; Malvales; Malvaceae.
AAGCUUUUGCUUCUUUGUUGUUUUCAUUGAUUCAUCAAAUGUUACAUCCCACAAUUUUCAUCAUUUUUACCCUGGAGUUAAAUGCUACGGUACUGAGACCUCAUAAACCAUUUAUUGUGUGAAGAAGAUAUAGUUUGAAUACCAUGGGAGCAAAAUUUUCAAGUCCUAUUAAUAGUCUCCAUAACUUGGAAAACCAAGUUCAAGCUCUCUUUACGAAAUCAAUAAGUUUCAAAGAUGUGAAUGUGAAGACAGUGAUGCAAUCAUUCAGUUUCAACAGGCUUGUUUCAAAUCCAAAAGGAUUAGAACCAAAUGGUUGUGGGACUGGGAGCAUGCAACUUGAAGAACCUUCAAGCUUUGACAAAAAGGAAAUACUCUCACAUAUUAAGGAAAAUAAUACAGUGUUUGUUAAACCAGAAAGCUGUAACAAUAUCUCACAAAGAUCAAACACUGAAGAAAAGUCCGGUCCCGGCUUUGCCGAGCACGGUGGCCGACGAUAUCAAGCUGCAUUGAAGUUACAAAAGGUGUACAAGAGUUUUCGAACAAGGAGACAGUUAGCUGAUUGUGCGGUUGUUGCUGAGCAAAGAUGGUGGAAAUUGUUGGACUUUGCUGAACUUAAACGAAGCUCGAUAUCGUUCUUUGAGAUAGAAAAACCGGAGACGGCGGUUUCACGAUGGUCUAGAGCAAGAACCAGAGCUGCCAAAGUAGGAAAAGGAUUGUCUCAAGAUGAAAAAGCUCGAAAGCUUGCUUUGCAGCAUUGGCUUGAGGCGAUUGAUCCUAGGCAUCGUUAUGGACAUAAUCUCCAAUUUUAUUAUGCCCAAUGGCUUCACUGUGACAGUAGACAACCUUUUUUCUAUUGGCUUGAUAUUGGAGAUGGGAGAGAAGUGAAUCUUGAAAAAUGCCCUCGAUCAAAGCUUCAACAGCAAUGCAUCAAAUAUCUGGGUCCUGCCGAAAGGGAUGCAUUUGAAGUAGAGAUAAGGGAUGGGAAGUUUUAUUACAAGCAGAGUGGGGAAGUUCUUGAUACCACAGGAGGACCAACUGAUGCCAAGUGGAUUUUUGUUCUUAGUGCUUUUAAGACUUUGUAUGUUGGAAUGAAGAACAAAGGAACUUUUCAGCAUUCCAGUUUUCUCGCCGGCGGAGCCACGUUGGCGGCCGGUAGAUUGGUAGUGGAAGAUGGUGUUUUGAAGGCGAUUUGGCCUCAUAGCGGACACUAUCUCCCAACUGAAGAGAAUUUCCAGGAGUUUGUUUCAUUUCUUCACGAACAUGAAGUUGAUCUCACAAACGUAGAGCAAAGCACUUCUGAAGAUGAAGCCAUUAGCUGGAAGAACAGUAGUAUCCUUGAAAGCAAUGAACCAAAAGAUGAAGGCUUGCAGCCAAUGGAGACAACUAAUAACAAUGAAAACUCAAUUCAAGGGAACACUGAUUCAAAUGACCAAGAUUCUAAGGCUGUCCAAAAUGCCAAUAAAUCCACAUCAAGAUCAUCAGUAUGGUCAAAAAUAAGUAAACUCAAAAUACCAGCAAAAGACGAUGUGUUCGAUAUCUUUAAGAACGAAACGUUGCCACUGAGUUGCCGCAAUGAGCGUCCAAAACCCACCACAGAAGGUGGCUAUGAAACGGAGGAAGAAUAUCUAUCCGAUGAAGAUUUUCUCUUCACUAAAAUCAAUUUAUUUGGUGAAGAUGAUGAUGAUAAUGAGGAAGAUAAGAAGCCUAUUCCAAAGGACAAAAUAAUGAGAAGGAUAGCCUCACAUAAAGAACCGAAGUCAUAUCAAUUAGGACAUCAAUUAUCCACCAAGUGGUCUACAGGGGCCGGGCCGCGGAUUAGCUGCAUGAGGGAUUACCCAUCGGAGCUUCAGUCCCGAGUUUUACAGCAAGCACACUUGUCCCCAAGAAGUGCCAAUGCAUUACCUCGAACACUAUCACGUUUUGUGUUGACGCCAACAUCACUGGGUACAAAAACAAGUUCACUUAGAAGCCCAAUUGCACCUUUCCCUACAGCAAGUGGUAUAAAAGAGAAAAGCAAAAGCGUAGGCAGUUUUGAAACACAACUGUGAAUUCCGCACACCAUUUAGCUCCUGAAUUUAACUUUUAAGAUUCAAUUUGGUACUUAAGUUCGACGUUAAAAUUUAAUUUGGUACCAAAAAAUCUUUGAAUAUCAAAAUGAAUAUUGAAACCAAACUUAGAUAUCAAAUUGAGACAAAAAAAAACUUAAAUACUAAAUUAAAUAUUAAAACCGAAUUAGAAUUAACCCUAAUGCAUAUAUAGUUGCAUAAAACAUAAUUUUGAGCCUUUCUUUUUAUAUGUUGUUUUUCACAUGCACCACUAGUGUGGUGAAAAAUGAAAAGAUAAAUUGAAAGGGGUAUUAGAUUCGGUGUAUACCAUUGAGUUUAGAAAACAUAAUUAAUUAAGUUCCUUUUUGAGCUGUAAUCAACAGAUUUGUAAAUCCUACUUAGAUGAGAUUUGGAUUUGUAAAUCAUGAAUGAGAUUUGAUUACUCUUGGCAAUUUAGAAGGAAA